Molecule: messenger RNA, 289 nt
Organism: Strongylus vulgaris
Lineage: Eukaryota; Metazoa; Nematoda; Chromadorea; Rhabditida; Strongylidae
Source: the annotation of a GenBank genome assembly
CGUAGUUGCAAAAGAGGAAGAAAAACGAAAAAAGUCGUUCAAACGACAAUUGAAAGAAGCUCAAGAAUGGGGCUACGCAGAUCUUCUUUACAAAAAGGAAGCAAUUGAAACCGAUAUAACCAUAUCAGAGGCAGAGGCAGAUAAACGAGAGGAACAGUUUGUGAAAGUACUUACACGUCAACGACGAGAAGACUAUGAGAGCUUGGGAAGGAAAAGAAGAGAAAAAGCAUGCACAAGGUUUUUUGGCAGUGCUCUUUUCGUCCUAUGUGGAAUCGCUUUCGUCUUCUAG